Lotus japonicus is the source of this 1216-nucleotide messenger RNA. Its product is annotated as CASP-like protein 5B3. Bases 150 to 608 code for a protein of 152 amino acids. Gene Ontology annotation, cellular component: plasma membrane. The record is from RefSeq and is a predicted model, not a curated record. Lineage: Eukaryota; Viridiplantae; Streptophyta; Magnoliopsida; Fabales; Fabaceae. The transcript has 3 exons.
CUCUCUUCCUGUCACUCUAUUUUGUAUGUUAAAGGUUAUUCCUUUCGUUCUUUGAUGAUUUGUUCUGUCACUUGUGCGCAUUUCAGACCAUUGGGUGUCCAUUUUCAGCUGUUAAUUUUGUGAGGAUCGUUUUGAUUUGGGGUAGAAAGAUGAGGAAUUUUCCAGGGACACCCGGCACUUUUCUUGGGUUGUUUCUUCGGAUGGCACAGUUCACUUUUGCUGCUGGGUCUGUUGCUUCCAUGAUUACCACAACUAGGUUCUUUAAUUUGACUGCUUUUUGCCACCUGAUUACUUUAAUGGGUUUACAAUUCAUUUGGAGUUUUACGCUUGCAUUAGUGGAUGCAUAUGCUUUGGUGAAAAAGAUUUUCCCCUUUAACCCUAUACUGGUUUGCCGCAUUGCAGUUGGAGACUGGGUAACAGCAAUACUAUCUCUAUCUGCAGCUUCUGCCUCAGCUGCCAUUACAGUUUUGUACUUCAAUGAUGUGGGACACUGCCAUUUAGGACAUGAGUGUCAUAAGUACCAGAUUUCUGUUGCUUUGGCCUUCAUGAGCUGGAUAUCAACUUCAAUAUCUGCUCUAAUUAUGCUUUGGCUUGUGGCAUCAGAGUAGCUGCCUCUAUUCACCAAUUCUCACAGCCAAAGUUCAUUGAAUAUCCUUUUGAUGUGUAAAUAGCAAAGUAUAUAGAGCAGAGCUUUGCAUUCAAAUGUAAAUUUCAUUUCUUCAUUUCACCCUCAAAAGAAUGGUGACAUAGACAUCCAACAAAUUCGUUCAAGAGAUAAUUUGGAAAACUUAUUAACGAAGGCUCUUCCAACUACAACAUUUGAAAAGCUUGUGCGGAAUAUGAGAGUUCGUCGGCUCAAAGAUCUCAAUUAAAAUGCAUUGCACUCUUUUUUCCUUAACCGUGUUUUUUUCCCAUUGGGUUUUACAUGGUAGGGUUUUUAAUGAGGCAAUGUACAAAGACGAACUAUAGAAUGAUGUACUCUUUUUCCUUCACUAGGUUUUUAUCCCACAUUGGGUUUUUCCUAGUAAGGUUUUAAUGAGGCACAUUCUUAAGGGAUGGUCAUCCAAGGGGGAGUAUUAUGAAUAUUUGGAUGCCCAUCAUAGUUAAGAGUCUAUGGGCCAGGCCCACAUGUAUACUUGUUCAACACUCUAAACCUAAUAAUAUAAAUACAAGGGAGUUUGCACCUAGCAGAGGAUCCCCAUCAGACUAUUUCUCA